Molecule: messenger RNA, 159 nt
Organism: Colletotrichum phormii
Lineage: Eukaryota; Fungi; Ascomycota; Sordariomycetes; Glomerellales; Glomerellaceae
Exons: 2
Coding region: 1-159 (52 amino acids)
Source: RefSeq, a predicted model, not a curated record
AUGCAGAAACUAGCACUGAGUUUUUCCUUCCUCGACGACAAAAACGGCCCCAAGACCAUGCUUUCUCGCGCCUCUACCUCGGCAGACGAGUCCGUGGCCAAGCAUCGCACCGAGGCAGCCCGCAACAUUGACGACAUCAUGUCCAAGGUCAAGGGCUGA